Molecule: messenger RNA, 1010 nt
Organism: Metschnikowia bicuspidata var. bicuspidata NRRL YB-4993
Lineage: Eukaryota; Fungi; Ascomycota; Pichiomycetes; Serinales; Metschnikowiaceae
Product: glucose-6-phosphate 1-epimerase
Exons: 1
Coding region: 11-925 (304 amino acids)
Biological process (GO): carbohydrate metabolic process
Molecular function (GO): isomerase activity; carbohydrate binding
Source: RefSeq, a predicted model, not a curated record
CCACAUAAAAAUGCCAGUACACCAAACAGAUGAUAAAGUGAUUUUGACAUAUCCAGGAAAUUCUGAUACCAAGGUCGAGAUCUUGAAGUUCGGUGCCACUGUCGUUUCGUGGAUUUCUGAUAAAAAGGAGAGAUUGUGGCUUUCAGAUGCAGCCAAGUUGGAUGGAUCCAAAGCUGUCAGAGGAGGAAUUCCUCUUGUUUUUCCUGUCUUUGGUAAAUCCAAAGAUUCAAGCCACCCAACAGCCUCAUUACCACAGCAUGGCUUCGCACGUAACUCUGAAUGGGAAUUCUUGGGUCAAGUGACCGAAAACCCGGUCUCUGUUCAAUUUGGUUUGGGCCCAGAAAACGUCUCACCAGAGUUGUACAAGCUCUGGGGAACAGGCACUUACGAUUUCACCCUUGUAUUGACUGUGACUUUGGCCGAGAACAAUCUUACCACGGAGAUCGAGGUGGAAAAUUCUGGCAAAGAGCCGUUUGAGUUCAACUGGCUUUUCCAUACUUAUUACAAUGUUGACGAUGUGACGGACACCUUGGCUACCAACUUGAUCGAUACCGAAUGCUACGAUCAAUUAUUAGCCUUGACAUACAAAGAGAAGGCUCCCAUGCUCAGUUUUCAUGAGGAGUUUGACCGUAUCUAUAAGAAUAUUGAUGGUGACAGAGAUGUGCAGCUCAUUGAUAAGGGCAACGUCGUGGUGACAGUCUCUAGAAAAAACUUACCUGAUGCAGUCGUUUGGAACCCUUGGAUCAAGAAAUCUGAAGGAAUGGGUGACUUUGAGCCCAAAUCUGGGUACUUGAACAUGCUUUGUGUGGAGCCUGGGCACGUUGCUGACUUUGUCAAGUUGAACAAAGGAGACAAGUGGAUUGCAGCACAAAGUAUGACUUUAAACGGCGAGAUCAAAGUUCAAUCUGAUAUCUUCUCCGCAUGAAGGUCGCGGUAAAAUCUGAAGUCAAUUCCUGCCCUGAUGUUCUAUAGUUCAAUGGAUUAUAACAAGAGCGCGUGACUAAGCUUUA